Messenger RNA from Trichoplax adhaerens, 1257 nucleotides. RefSeq lists its product as uncharacterized. Gene Ontology annotation, molecular function: NAD binding; NADH dehydrogenase (ubiquinone) activity; quinone binding. The transcript is spliced from 14 exons. Lineage: Eukaryota; Metazoa; Placozoa; Uniplacotomia; Trichoplacea; Trichoplacidae. The record is from RefSeq and is a predicted model, not a curated record. Gene Ontology annotation, biological process: mitochondrial electron transport, NADH to ubiquinone. The coding region runs from base 1 to 1257 and encodes 418 amino acids.
AUGAGAGUCUUGCCGGGAUAUCUCAACGAUGAUGCAGGAAAUGUUUUAUAUCCGAACGAAAUAAGCGAAAUAUGGGAUAAGGAUGGAGUUUACAUCGGUAGCUAUACGGUCAAUUUUGGUCCACAACAUCCAGCUGCUCACGGCGUAUUACGUCUUGUCAUGGAAUUAAACGGAGAGACUGUAAAACGUUGCGAUCCACAUAUUGGUUUGUUACAUCGUGGAACAGAGAAAUUAUGCGAAUACAAAACAUACCUUCAGGCUUUACCUUAUUUUGAUCGUUUGGACUAUGUAUCCAUGAUGUGUAAUGAACAAUGCUACUCCUUAGCCGUAGAGAAGUUACUAAAUAUUCAAAUUCCAGAAAGAGCAAAGUUUAUUAGAGUCUUAUUUGCCGAAAUUAGUCGACUAUUAAAUCACAUUAUGGCUGUUACCACUCAUGCGUUGGAUGUUGGUGCUAUGACGCCUUUCUUCUGGAUGUUUGAAGAGCGUGAAAAGAUGAUGGAAUUCUAUGAGCGCGUCUCUGGAGCUAGAUUGCACGCUGCUUAUGUAAGACCUGGUGGAGUUGCACAGGACUUACCGUUAGGGCUGAUGGAUGACAUUUAUAGUUUCUGUAAGAAUUUUUCGCAACGAAUUGAUGAAUUGGAAGAGAUGUUAACAAACAAUCGCAUCUGGAGGGAUAGAACCGUCGAUAUUGGGAUAGUCACAGCUCGAGAGGCUCUUGAUAAUAGUUUCAGCGGUGUUAUGCUACGAGGUUCUGGAAUUAAAUGGGAUCUUCGAAAGGUGCAGCCAUACGAUGCUUACGAUAAAGUUGAAUUCGAUAUUCCAAUCGGUACUAAUGGCGAUUGCUAUGAUAGAUACUUAUGUAGAGUGGAGGAAAUGAGACAGAGCUUACGUAUUAUUAUGCAGUGUUUGAACCAAAUGCCUGAAGGAGAAGUUAGAGUAGAUGACGCUAAAAUAUCACCUCCACGACGGGCAGAAAUGAAGGAUUCAAUGGAAUCUCUGAUCCAUCACUUUAAACUAUUUACUGAGGGUUACAAUGUUCCACCUGGGGCCACAUACACUGCGACAGAAUCACCAAAAGGUGAACUUGCCGUGUACGUUGUAUCAGAUGGAAGUAGUAAACCGUACCGCGUGCGCAUCAGAGCCCCUGGAUUUGCUCACUUGGCUGCAGUUGACAAAGUCGCCAGAAAUCAUUUCUUAGCCGAUGUCGUAGCUAUCCUUGGUACUAUGGAUGUUGUAUUUGGAGAAGUUGAUCGCUAA